Schistocerca nitens (vagrant locust) is the source of this 2412-nucleotide messenger RNA. It is a transcript of the gene Trmt6, whose product is annotated as tRNA (adenine(58)-N(1))-methyltransferase non-catalytic subunit TRM6. The record is from RefSeq and is a predicted model, not a curated record. NCBI's taxonomy places the organism in Eukaryota, Metazoa, Arthropoda, Insecta, Orthoptera, Acrididae. Gene Ontology annotation, cellular component: tRNA (m1A) methyltransferase complex; nucleus. The transcript has 5 exons. The coding region runs from base 591 to 2201 and encodes 536 amino acids. Gene Ontology annotation, biological process: tRNA methylation.
AUGUAUAUAUGGCAACACGUGUGUCGUUUGUCUGUGUCCGCUAUUGUAGUAUGAAUUAAGGUCUUUCACACUUUAUGUGAGAUCAGAAUUAUGAAUCGUAAAUGGGCACCUAUGUAUUAUGGUUUCAGCCUAACAUCAGCAAAAAAAUCUGGCAGCAAGAAAGUGAAAUUUAAUUUUUUUUUAAUGUAGCUUGUUUACAAAAAGUAUUGAUACAAAUUUCAGAAAUAUUGUCAGACAGGCCGAGACCCUGGUUGGACAUGCUACGGGUUUGAACGUGAUAAAUUAGAUUAAUGAGGGAGUCGUCGUUCAUUCAUAGCGAGAUUUAAUGUGAACAUUCUCUGGUUACUAGUUUUCAAGAACUCUGGCAGCUUCUUCUGAACUGAAGUUAGCCAUAUGUUGAAUUUAUCCUGGUGAUUGUCAACAGCUUGGCUGGAAGGUGGGCUGGAAUCUCUCUUGCAUGUUGUAUGGUUUUAGUGAAGUGCUACUAGAAAAGUAGACAUUUGUCCCUGCCAUUAUGGAAGUGGAUGAGGCUUCUGAUGAUGUUGCUGACAAGUGUGAGGACAAGCCACUAAGCUAUCCAGCACCAACAUAUGGCAGGAACCCACACUCAGCGCUCCAAGGAAAAUAUGAUGAAAAUAGGUGACUAUGUAGUCAUACAGAGGAAGAAUUAUUCAAAAAUUCACAAAAUUUCCAACAAAUUGUCAGUGAUGAUUGGAAACAACCAAUUGGAACUGGAUAACAUCAUUGGACGACCUUUUUCCACAACCUUCAGAAUGGUGCCAAAGGAAAAGAAAAGAAAUGUUUUUGUGUUGGAGGAGUGUAGCAAGGCUGAAAGCCUUGUUGAAAAGCUUAUAAAGGAUGUUGCCAGUGGAACAGACAAUAGAAAUAUAGUUAGUGAUAACAGUUCUCAAAAAUUAUCCAAGGAGGAGAUUGUCAGCUUGCGUGAUAGUGGAAUGUCUGGUUGUGACAUAGUAAGUCAGCUUUUAGAGAACAGUAAAACAUUUCAGGAGAAAACUGAGUAUUCUCAAAAGAAAUAUUUAAGUAAGAAAGAAAAGAAGUAUUUUGAUUAUGUGUUAAUUAGGAAACCUACUCUAAGAUUGGUGUGUGACAUAAUUUAUAAACAAGACCCUAUGAAAAUAAUAGGUUUGCGUUGUGACACACUCUCUCAACUGAUUACUGGUAUAGGUGUCAGUUCAGGUGGGACAUACAUAGUUUAUGAAAGCUCCUGUGAGGGAUUACCGACAGCAGCACUUCUCAAUUAUUUAGGUGACGAUGGGUAUUUAGUACAUACUUUCCCAGGAAUGACACCUCAAAGACAGGCAAUUUUUGCUAUGAAUUACAGUGAGUCCCAGAAAAAGCGACUAAUCAGUGUUAGUAUCAUGAGUCUCAUGGAAAAAUUAAAUAAAAAAGUUGCUAUUGUAAGUAGUACUAGUCAUUCACAGACAGGAGACCAUGUACAACAAGAUAUUAAUAACGGAGGGGAAAGUGGUCAUUCAGAACUUACAGGUGUCACUGCUUUUAUGUCUAGUAGCUGUGGCGCAGUGAUGAAUGAGGAAAGUGGAAGGCAUGUAGACGUGUGUCCUGAUACAAAUUUGAAGCAGAGUGUAGAAGAAACAGAGUUCAGUAGGAAUGAACUUUUAACAGGGGAUCAGCUGUCAUGUGAUAGAUCAGAUGAAAAUAAUCAUUUUAUUUUGAAUUCAGGUGAUAUUAGGUUAGAUGAUUCAGGGAGUGGAGUCACGCCUCAGACCUUAACAUCAAGUAAUGACGGCCGAGAGGAAGAAAGAAUUUUUCAUGACCUUAAAAGAAAAAAUGCAGUCUCUGAAUUGAACGAAGUAAAGAAACCACGUUGGGAGGUGGAUUUAGACAGAGCUGUGGAUUUGCUGUCACCACAAAAUGUUGACGGUCUAGUUGUUGUUGGACGUGAAGAUCCAGCUGACAUAGUUUUACCGUUGCUACCAUACCUCGCUCCAUCAAGAAAUUUUGCUGUAUAUUCCUGGUGUCGUGAGCCUUUAGUUGAACUUUACAUCAAAUUAAAGAAGGAUGGUGGUGUCAUUAAUGCUCACCUUACAGAAACAUUCUUUCGGACUCAUCAGGUUCUUCCCAACAGAACACAUCCUGAUAUUCAGAUGAGUGGAAGUGGAGGCUAUAUAUUAUUGGGAACAGUAGUGCUUCAGCAUUCACCAAAAGAAAAAAAUAAUUAAUUUUAGUAUUUUUUGACGCGAACUUUAUAUUCAGUGGUGGUGUUAAAUGUUGAAUCAAUACAUCCACUCUUUUUCAUUUUUGAUUUUACCUGUUUGUAUUGAGAAGAACUAGCUAACAGUUUUAUAUGUUCUUGAGACAUCUCAUAUCCACAGCAUGUUCUAGAUAAUUAAAAUGUUAAAAUAAUUCUCUAAAGAAAUAUAUUUUUGUGAC